Molecule: messenger RNA, 642 nt
Organism: Budorcas taxicolor (takin)
Lineage: Eukaryota; Metazoa; Chordata; Mammalia; Artiodactyla; Bovidae
Gene: GGCT
Product: gamma-glutamylcyclotransferase
Exons: 4
Coding region: 1-567 (188 amino acids)
Molecular function (GO): gamma-glutamylcyclotransferase activity
Source: RefSeq, a predicted model, not a curated record
AUGGCGAACUUGGGCUGCGAGGCCCUCCGGAGUCAGGAUGGGGAGAGUUUUCUCUACUUCGCCUAUGGCAGCAACCUGCUGACGGAGCGGAUCCACCUCCGAAACCCCUCCGCCGUGUUCUUCAGCGUAGCCCGGUUGCAGGAUUUUAAACUUGACUUUGGCAAUCCCCAAGGCAAAACAAGUGAAACUUGGCAUGGAGGUAUAGCCACCAUUUUUGAAAGUCCUGGCGAUGAAGUAUGGGGAGUAGUAUGGAAAAUGAACAAAAGCAAUUUAAGUUCUCUGGAUAAGCAAGAAGGGGUUAAAAGUGGAAUGUAUGUCCCAAUAGAAGUUACUGUUUCAACUCAAGAAGGAAAAGAAAUAACCUGUCGAAGUUAUCAGAUGACAAAUUAUGAGAGUGUUCCCCCAUCACCCCAGUAUAAAAAGGUCAUUUGCAUGGGUGCAAAAGAGAAUGGUUUGCCACUGGAGUACCAAAAGAAGUUAAAUGCAAUAGAACCAAAUGACUACAAAGGAAAGGUCUCAGAAGAAAUUGAAGACAUUAUCAAAAAGGGAGAAGCAAAGACUCAUUAGAACUUAAUGGAAUAUAUCUACAUGUAUUUUCUCUAUAUGCUAAUACCUUUUUAAUAUUUAGAACAGGGAUCUGGG